Nicotiana attenuata is the source of this 2102-nucleotide messenger RNA. RefSeq names its product F-box/LRR-repeat protein At1g67190-like. Bases 287 to 1558 code for a protein of 423 amino acids. Lineage: Eukaryota; Viridiplantae; Streptophyta; Magnoliopsida; Solanales; Solanaceae. Gene Ontology annotation, molecular function: protein binding. The transcript has 3 exons. The record is from RefSeq and is a predicted model, not a curated record.
UAAUCAGUUUUUUUCUUUUUCCCUCCCCAGCUCAUCCCCCCCUUUUCCCCUUAUCUCUCAUUAUCUCCCUAUCGUAGUUGGCGGAUCUCCAAUUCUCAGCAGUACCAUUUCCUUGAUUCACUCUUCAUCUGACCCAUUCAACCAAUUGUCUUUCCCCUUUGCUUCUCAUACUACAUCCACAUGGGCACAAUGAUGAUACCUCAAAAUUUCUGCUUCUCAUUUUUUGGUGAACCUGUGGGAUGGCAUCAAUCAUUCAAUUUUUUUGGCAGUUUUCUCAAUUGGUGAUAUGGAUUACCUUCCUGUUGAGGUCAUUGGGAAUAUCCUCUCCCAACUAGGGGCAGCGAGGGAUGUGAUUGUAGCAUCUGCAACGUGUAGAAAGUGGCGGGAAGCUUGUCGUAAACACCUCCAUACUCUUUCGUUCAAUUCUCAUGAUUGGCCACUCUAUCGAGACCUAAGUACUAGUAGGUUAGAGAUACUGAUUACUCAAACAUUGUUUCAAACAUCAGGCUUACAAUGUUUAUCCAUAUUGAUGGAUGAUGUGGAUGAGUUCUCAGCUUCCAUUGUGGUUGCUUGGCUCAUGUAUACAAGAGAAUCAUUGCAAUGGUUGUUUUACAACGUUCGUACUACUCCAAAGAUCGAUAUUCUUGAUAUAUGCGGGCGACAGAAGCUGGAAAUGUUGGUGCUUGCUCAUAAUUCUGUAUCAGGGGUUGAACCAAAUUAUCAGAAGUUCCUUUGCCUAAAAUCCCUUUCAUUAAGUUAUGUCAGUAUUUCGGCAUUGGAUCUGAAUUUAUUACUGACAGCUUGUCCGAAGAUUGAAACUUUAGCACUUGUGAAUCCAGAGAUUGCAAUGUCAGAUGCACAGGUAACUGUUGAGCUGAACACCAGUACACUAAAGAGUAUCUACGUUGAAGCAAUAAGUUUGGACAAGUUUAUAUUGGAAACUGAUAGCCUUGAGAAUCUGCACUUAAAAGACUGUGCGCUUGAGCUUUUUGAGCUCAUUGGAAAAGGAACUUUGAAGUAUUUCAAGAUUGAUGAUGUUAGUAUUAUACAUCUUGAUGUUGGUGAUGCUGUUGAUAAUCUUGAAACUGUAGAUGUUAGUAAUUUCACGAUAAAUUGGUCCAAGUUCUAUCAGAUGAUUUCGAAAUCAUCCACAUUGAGAAGUCUCCGGUUAUGGGAUGUUGUAUUUGAUGAAGAGGACGAGAUUGUGGACGUGGAAACAAUUGCACUUUGCUUCCCACAAUUAAAUCAUCUUGCACUUGCUUAUGAUUUAAGAGAUGACUUAAGGGAGGGAAUUCUCCACUAUGGUUUACAAGGGUUAUCUCUAUUAGAGAAUGUCAAUGUGUUGGAGCUGGGAUCGACGGUAAUUAAUGACGUCUUUACUCAUUGGGUUGCUGGUCUACUGCAAAGAUGCCCUAAUCUCAGUAAAUUAGUUAUUCAUGGAGUGAUUUCAGAGACUAAAACACAUGAAGAGUGCCAAAUGUUGGCCAGCUUUACCUCAUCUAUUGUUCAGCUGAUGAGGAGAUAUAUUCAUGUAGAUGUGCAGUUUGAAUUUGAGUAGAUGAGAAACAUAUGAUAAUUUGGAAUAUUGGGCUCAAUCAUCAAUAGCAGAGGCAAGGUAGAAAAGGAGACCUAUAACCCACCGUCAACGGAGGAGAUGGGCUAGUGUGCUAUAAUGCGUCAAAAUUCCAAAUGUUGUUUCCUUAAGUUGGAGAUUUUCACGUUCCAACAGGUCAUGUCUAAAGACGGAAAGUAGGAAGUCUACCACACCGCUUGAUCUUUUCAUAUAACUAUGAUGAAAGUUAAUCACCCAAUCAAUUGACAACUUAGAUUCUUUUUCCUUCUUUUCUUCUAGAAGGCUGGAGUGGCAGCAAUCAGAGGCCAGAUCUUAGUUCACCUUUUUCUUAACUUAUGUAUGAGAAGAUAUCAACUACUAAAAUGCAUUGAAGGAAAUGAGAAUUUUAACUAAGAUUAAGCUCAUUUUUUUUCUACAAAUGGAUUUAAGCUUCGUUGAUAGGACUUAUAUCUCUUGUAUGUUAGUCCACUGGCUGUGGUGGUGGAAUGAAAUGUCAUAGUAAUAAUCUGCAACAAGCAGUUUUGAUCAA